Molecule: messenger RNA, 6837 nt
Organism: Procambarus clarkii (red swamp crayfish)
Lineage: Eukaryota; Metazoa; Arthropoda; Malacostraca; Decapoda; Cambaridae
Gene: Utx
Product: Utx histone demethylase
Biological process (GO): regulation of gene expression
Cellular component (GO): MLL3/4 complex
Molecular function (GO): protein binding; chromatin DNA binding; histone H3K27me2/H3K27me3 demethylase activity
Source: RefSeq, a predicted model, not a curated record
GGCAGCGUGUGUUGAAUAUGUUCAGUGUGGCUGGCGGAAGGAUAAGAGGAGGAUCGGGUCGGUGAGGACCGCGGGGACGGGACAAGGACCCUGUUCUUGCACGUGUGCAGACGCGUGUAAUCACUGCCAAACAGCGAGUGCUUAGCCCACCCUCGUGUGUCCUAGAGACUGAUAACGGUGGUGUCGGUGAUGGUUUAGGGAGAGAAGAGACGACGGAGAGGUUGUUAACGGGGAGUUGAGUGACCGUGUGAGGUGUUGGCCCCUGCCCGUUACAGGACAAAGACCCAAUACUGUGUACACUAAACCUGCCACCAUUCUCUCCACAACUCUCCCGGCCUAUAAGUGUGACGCCGAUCCCCCUCUCUCAUGUGAUCUAUCCCAAGAACUGUCCCCAGACUAGCCACAAGCUAUCCGAACACUGCCUCUUAUAAAUGAUCUCCUGUUAAAUGCUCAAGUCCAAGACUACGUAACUCCUAGUAUAUUACAAGUGAAACCUAAGUUAAUAUCACUGCCAUUGUGUUAGAAAGUCUUCAGGGAGAAGUGUGAGAAGAGCCGUCAGUAACAGUACUGGACGCAACAGUUCCGCCAGACCAAGUGUUGAUGGGUGAAGGAGUCCGCUCUGACGCUGGGCUAUCAAAGCAUUUCAACAAGUAUUGUACAUUGAACCUGGAUUUGGCCGAGCCAAUGAAGUUCAUCUCCGCUUGGGGUUAAUGUUCAAAGUCCAGAGUGACUAUGAAUCAUCACUUAAACACUUCCAGUCAGCAUUAAUUGAUGUUGGUCCAGCAUCAUUUUCUAAACUUGAAAUCCAGUUCCAUGUAGCUCAUUUGUACGAGCUUCAAAACAAACACAGAGCUGCUCGAGAAGCAUACGAGAACCUGCUAAAAGAGACGGACCUUCCUAACCACCUUCGUGCCGACAUUCAGCGCCAGCUGGGAUGGAUGUACCAUACUGUUGAAAGUUUGGGAGAGAAGUCAUACCGGGAACUGACCGCUGUACAGUAUUUACAAAAGUCUAUUGAGGCUGACCCUAAGAGUGGGCAAAGCUUGUACCUGCUUGGUCGCUGUUACUCUGCCCUUGGAAAAGUGCACGAUGCAUUUAUAGCUUAUAGAAACUCUGUUGACAAGUGUGAGGGUAAUGCUGAUACUUGGUGUUCUAUAGGUGUGUUGUAUCAGCAACAGAAUCAGCCAAUUGAUGCACUUCAAGCUUAUAUUUGUGCAGUGCAAUAUGACAAAGGGCACACUGCAGCUUGGACUAAUCUAGGUAUUCUGUAUGAAACUUGCAAUCAACCUCGUGAUGCUCUAGCUUGCUAUAUGAAUGCAACACGUGGUAGUAAUAAACCUGUGAACCCCAACCUUGCGCCACGCAUAAAAUUUCUCCAACAGCAACUAGCAAAUGCUCCCAUGCCGAGUGCAAUUAACAAGCCUCGGCAGCUGCUGAGCAUUGAGGAGGCCUGGAAUCUUCCUGUUACAACAGACAUGUCAAACAGGCAACAGGGCCAGAGCCAGGGCCAGCAAGUGUCUGGUCAGCAAAGGUCAUUAGCAGCUGGGACCAGUAAUUUCCAAAAGUAUGGCCAGCAGUUUGGACCUGCUGGGUCAACAGGACCGCCACCACCUUACCCAGCUCCAGGUAAUGAUGCCAAACGGUUCAAGCCUGAUUUGGCUGGAGACCAGCAGCGACCACACUUCUACCUCAAUCAACAACAGAUGCAGAUUUUGCAUUAUCAACAGCAGAACCAAGCCAGUUUAACUCCACAGCAGCAGCAACAACUCCAACAGCUGCAACAAAAUUAUCGACUCAUGCAGCAACAUCAGAUGAAAAUGCAUCAGCAACAACAGAUACAGCAGCAACAGCAGCAGCAGCAGCAGCAGCAGCAAUCUGUGCAAGGUCCACAAGUAUCCCCCAACCUUGGCCAACCUCCUAGUUUUGUUCAAGGUGGACAGAUAGCUCGUCCAGUGCAAUCUGCUGGUGUUGCAACCUAUACACAACCAGCAACAAAUGGGGUAAACAGAGGAUUUAUUACCCAGAGACCUCAGACACCAACAACAAAUUAUAACCAAACUAAUCAGGCUUAUUCUCAACCUUCUUCAACUGGUGGAUAUAUUACCCAAAAUACAUCUUACACCAAUGGAGGAGUUCCAACAACUUCUGCUAGUUAUGGUUUUAAUAAUGGCUACAAUAGCAGCAACAUGAAUGAGGCAUUACCCAAAGACCUAAGUGGCAUUACACCAGAAACAACAGUCAGUGAUCAAGAACUCCAAGAACUUAAAGAACUCAUCAGCCAAAGGGAAUUCACCACAUCUCUUGCAGAAGAUUUGUUAAAUCGUUUAGCUCAAGGGGAAGAUGUAAUUGAUGAAUUGGCAAAGGCUGGUGAUGUUGGACCAGAAGUAGCCUUACCUAAUACCCAAUUCUCCACAUCAGCCACCUCUCCAUCGACAACUUCUGUCCCAACUACUGCAUCUACUUCUGCCACAUUACAGUCAGGAGUCACAUAUAUCAAGCAAGAAGUUCCUGACAGUAAGGUUUCAUCUCUGAAUAUUUUACCUGAAACAAAGCCUCGUUUGACCAAUGUGCGACUUUGUGAAAUUAAAGUCGAGCCUAUAGCUGAACCUGUUUUCUCAAUUAACAUGAGCAGUGCUGAAAUCAUAUCCGGAUGUAAGGGUCGUGGAGCUAGUGCCCGUAAUACUAGCAUGGUUUCAGAUAAGCAGCUACCCCCAUCUUUGCCAGAGCCUCCCAAAGUAAAACUAAAUAAGGAACAGCUUCUACCUAAUACACCUUCAGUACUUUUAGACAAUAAAAAACUAGCAUUUUCACCACAGUUGCAAGAAUUCUGUCUACAACAUCCAAUAGCUGUUGUGAGAGGUUUAGCUUCUGCACUUAAAUUAGAUUUGGGGCUCUUCUCUACAAAAACUUUAGUUGAAGUAAAUCCUGAGCACACAGUCGAGGUUCGAACUCAAAUGAAGCAAGAUGCCGAUGAAAAUAUUGACGCAGCAACUGAACUUAAAAUAUGGCCAUGUGCAAGUCAUCGUUCCCACACUACGGUUGCCAAAUACGCCCAGUACCAAGCAUCCAGCUUCCAAGAGAGUUUGAAAGAAGAACAAGAUCGGAUUGCAGCAGGUGCGCCAAAGACUGAUGACAGUAAAAAGAAAAAAACUCAAAAGAUGAUCAAGUUUGGCACAAAUGUCGACUUAUCCGAUGAAAAGAAGUGGCGUACACAACUUACGGAGCUAAUGAAGCUGCCGGCGUUUGCAAGAGUUGUGUCUGCAGGGAACAUGCUCUCUCAUGUUGGGCAUGCCAUUCUUGGAAUGAAUACUGUACAGCUUUAUAUGAAGGUCCCAGGUUCAAGAACACCUGGUCAUCAAGAAAAUAAUAAUUUUUGCUCUAUCAAUAUAAAUAUUGGACCAGGAGACUGCGAAUGGUUUGGUGUUCCUGAUGCAUAUUGGGGAGUUAUUGCAAACCUUUGUGAGAAAAAUGGAACCAACUAUCUACAUGGUUCAUGGUGGCCAGAUUUACAAGAGUUGUACGAUGAAAAUGUUCCUGUUUAUCGUUUUCAUCAGAAACCAGGCGACAUGGUCUGGGUUAAUUCAGGGUGUGUGCACUGGGUCCAGGCUGUUGGUUGGUGUAAUAACAUUGCCUGGAAUGUGGGACCUCUCACUGCACGUCAGUAUAUUUUGGCUUUGGAGCGGUAUGAGUGGAAUAAACUGCAGAGCUUCAAGUCCAUUGUGCCUCUCAUUCAUCUAUCAUGGAAUUUGGCUAGAAAUAUAAAAGUAUCUGACCCCAAGCUCUUUGAAGCUAUCAAGGGCUGUCUUAUGCGAUCGCUUCGUCAAGUUUACUUAUCUUUAGAUUACGUUAAAAUGUGUGGCAUGGAUACCAAAUUUCAUGGUCGAACUCGAAAUGAUGCAUCCCACUACUGUGGCGUUUGUGAGAUUGAGGUAUUUAAUGUGUUGUUUGUGAAGGAACAAGAAAGACGGCAUGUAGUGCACUGUAUUGACUGUGCAAGACGGCAAGCUCCGCGGCUUGAAGGCUUUGUUGUUUUAGAAGAAUAUCAUCUUAGUGAUCUAUGCCAAGUUUAUGAUCACUUCAUUUUACAGCCAGUUGAGGGAGAGACGUUACCAGGCCAAGCACCAACCCCGCCUCCUACCUCCUCAACUCCAGCUCCCCUCACGUGACCUAACCCAGUCCUAGCGGCCACCUCGAUGUGUUCAUUGUGACAUGGGGUGGUUUCUAGCCAGAUGGUUCUUAUUUCUUGUAAAGAAUAAGAAAGACUCCCUGCUUUUAUACACAAAUGGAAAAAACUGCAUCUACAAGAGACAGCAAGUGUUAGUGGGCAGCAGUGUGUUGUUGUGGAAAGACAAAGUGAUUUGCUGCAAGUAGCAUUAAGUUAUAAAUAAGAAUUUACGUCACUGCCAGUGCACCUUCCAGAGGCCUUUUCUAUUAUUGACUCAUUGUAGUCACGGUGGCCGUAUUUUUCACAUCCAGAUUCUUGGAAGCUAUUGCAGUGAAAAAUGGGCAUUAUGAAAAAAUGCUGCCGAGACACUACGAAUGAAUGAAGAAAGUGAUUUAGCCGUGUGAUUGUUGCAAUGAAGCAUCUAGAAAUUCUGCUUCCAAUUCUGCCACUCUCCAAGGCAUAAUGAUAAUGAUCUCAUAGAACUCAAGGACACAGUAAAAAGCAACACUGGCAUUUGGAGAGUGUGAAAGUAAGUGUGAGUGAAUGAAUGUGUGAGAGUGUGUGUGUGUGUGUGUGUGUUUUGGAAGUGGUUCACUGUGAUGGGCUUGCAAUUGUGCCAGAAAUAGAGCUGUUGCAGGACCCACCAUGUAAUUUCCUCAUGGUGAUAAUAGUGGUUGCCAAGACAGUUAACAGCUAGUGCUGAAUUAGCUGUAGUCGGGGGUAGUAGAAAUUGCGUGUGGUUGAUGGUAUGGUACUACCCAGUCUUAAUUUAUUAGCCUUGCCUACGCAUUAUGUUCUCCUUCCAAGUUACCAGCCAAAGGGACUGGCCUUAGUUGUAGUUACAGGUGUGUGUGCAUUAAAAGGUUUCAAAUCACUGCCACAAGAAGUGUGUUUUAUAUCUUGUGAUAAUCUUGACUGCCACAAAAUCUACCACUUUGCAAAAGUCUCAGAGCUUACCCAUCUUAACUCUUUCCACAUGCAUUGUUCUGGAUGUUCUGUGAUCAGCAGUUUUGUUUUGUACAGAUACAUAUAUUUUUAUUGAAUUAUUUGGUUACGUUGAAUAACUCGUUUAUAAAAGCUCCUACCGAGGAUCCCAAGUCAACAUGUCCAUCCAUCCCAGUGCAUCUGGAAAGAAUGACAGGGAUGUAAGGACAAAAUUAUAUUAAUUUUCCUCCUAUUUUGGGAAGGUUGUCUCCUCUCUGCCCUUACAGUAUUUUACAAAUUGAUACAUAUUUGUGGUCCAGAAUUACUAAUCCCACAUUUUGGGAUUAUAUGAAUGAAUGUGCAACUCCAAAAUGUUGGGCAGUAUGAUAUUUUUAGUUAUUUUACUUCUAUAGUUGCUGUUUGUUAUUUUUUUUUAAUUGUUGAUUUUUUUUUGUUAUCAGUUCUAAAGUAACAUUUUAGUUUGAGAAUUGCUGUGCAUUUUAAAUUGCAUUCAGAUGUGUUUGUUUCCAAUUAAAGUUCAUGUCAGGUGAAGAUGGUGAGCAGUAGGACUUCAGACAAUAUUUUUGGAAAUUCUGGAGGAACAUAAGGUAUGGCAAACUAAGUGCUCAACAAAUUGUACCUGAAAUGGGCAUGCCUAAGGAAAUAAGUUCCACUAAAAUAUAUAUUAUUUUAUUUUUUUUUUUUUUUUUUUUUUGUCAAAUGCUGUUGACCGCAAGUCCUUACGAUGCCCUCGCAUUGUGGACAAAUAAUGUGAGCUCUGAGCUGAGAACUCUUAAACAAUAUCCAUACCAGAAGGCUGUGCACCAAGGGCUGAGUGCUUAAACUCCACUUGAGAAUUAGCAAGACCAAUAAAUUAAAUUAGUAUUGACUGUAUAGCAUAUGUAGAAGUCAGUAAAUAGGCUACACAGUACAAGGCAGCUUGCUAUUGAUCAUGUGCUGGUUAAGAACUUAGUUCACAACUUCCUCUCCACUCCUCCCUAUUGAUUCGCCCAAACUUCUUUAUUCUGAUCUUUAUAUCAUGUAUAGUUUUUCAUGCGACACAUUCUAGUUUGUCCUCAGUAUUACACAUUGAACAUAUUUGUGCUUUUAUAAUAAUUCAUCUGUCCUUUGUAAGAAAAGUAAAUAUUUAAAAAAAUCUUAAAAAAAAAGUGUCGGUCUCAUCAAAUGUUCAGCAAUGCAGUAGUAAAUAAUUAUGAACUGUAUGUUGCUGUAAUAAGGGUUUUUUUCAUUAGCAGUUUCGUAAAUUCAGUACUGUAUUGCCUACAGUUAAGUUUUAUUUAUGUUAUUUAAAACAUACUGAGUUCUAUCUGUAUGUAAUGUAUAAAACUAAAGUCUAUUCUUUCUCAUUGUGUAAGUAAAGUGUUGUCACGCUCACUUAACUAGAUGAGCUCGUAUACAUUUGUACAAUUUUUGGGAGUAGGGAUUUUGGCAAAACAGUGGAUGUAGUUAAUGAGGUGUGGGUGGAGUGGAAACUAUUUUAAGCAAUUAUUGAGUAGGAGCACUAUAAUGCUAUUACAAAGUGUUUCGAAUUAAGCUCCUUAGCAAUGUAAAUCAUAUCAUCCUUUCAUUGAAAAUUCUCAUUAUGUCACAACUUAAUAAAUUAUUAGUGAUGCAAGCUAAUUGGUUGACAAGAGCUUCUCCGCUCACACCUGUUUCAGGGAUCUGUGUUGACCUUGUGUCCAAUACUGUACAGAGUAAGUCUGCUAAUAAAGCCUAACUCACUGGAA